GCCCCCGUUUCCCCCCGCCAGCAGGAGCCCGGCGCCCACCGCUCCCCCAUGGCCUCCUCCCCGGAGGACCCCGUUCUGGAACGUUACUUUAAAGGCCACAAAGCGGCGAUCACCUCCGUGGGCUUCAGCCCUAACGGCAAACAACUUGCUACUGCUUCUUGGGAUACAUUUCUCAUGCUAUGGAAUUUCAAGCCACAAGCUAGAGCUUUCAGAUAUGUGGGUCACAAGGAUGUUGUAACCAGCGUGCAGUUUUCUCCACAUGGAAACUUGUUGGCAUCUGCCUCACGAGACAGAACCGUUAGACUCUGGAUUCCUGAUAAGAGAGGGAAAUCGUCGGAAUUUAAAGCUCACACAGCUCCAGUCAGAAGUGUGGACUUUUCAACUGAUGGCCAGUUACUAGCAACAGCUUCUGAAGACAAAUCCAUCAAAGUAUGGAACAUGUAUCGCCAGCGCUUCUUAUAUUCCUUGUACCGACACACACACUGGGUACGCUGUGCCAAAUUUUCACCUGAUGGAAGAUUAAUUGUGUCAUGUAGUGAGGAUAAAACUGUUAAAAUUUGGGACACCACAAAUAAACAGUGUGUUAAUAACUUCUCAGAUUCUGUAGGGUUUGCCAAUUUUGUGGAUUUUAACCCAAAUGGUACAUGCAUAGCUUCAGCAGGUUCUGAUCACACUGUGAAAAUCUGGGACAUAAGAGUGAACAAAUUACUCCAGCAUUAUCAAGUUCACAACUGUGGAGUUAAUUGCCUGUCCUUCCAUCCUUCGGGUAACUUCCUCAUCACUGCUUCUUCAGAUGGCACGCUGAAGAUUUUGGACCUCUUGGAAGGGAGGCUCAUAUACACACUUCAGGGGCAUACGGGACCUGUCUUUACAGUAUCAUUUUCAAAAAAUGGAGAGCUGUUUUCAUCAGGGGGUGCAGACACACAGGUCUUAUUAUGGAGGACUAACUUUGAUGAUUUACGUUGUAAAGAUCUUAAGAGAAAUCUUAAGAGAUUGCAUUUUGAUUCACCACCGCAUCUUCUUGAUAUCUACCCAAGAACACCACAUCCUCAUGAUGGCAAAAUUGAGACUGUUGAAAUUAAUCCAAAGCUUGAGGUAAUCGAUUUGCAGAUUUCUACUCCCCCUGUUGUGGACAUCCUUUCUUUUGAUUCUGCUACAACCACAGAGACCAUUGGUAAAACUCCACCAGAAAAGGGUGAAGAGAUCUGUGGAUAUUUCUUGAACCCUUCCUUAAUGUCACCAGAAUGCUCGCCAACAGUAAUGAAAAAGAAGACGGAAGACAUGAGUGACUUCCCCUCUGAGAGUCAGAGAAGCAUUCCACUCGCAGUGACUGACGCUUUGGAGCAUAUUAUGGAACAGCUCCAUGUUUUGACACAGACCGUAUCAAUCUUGGAGCAGCGACUAACUUUGACCGAGGAUAAGCUGAAAGACUGCCUGGAAAAUCAGCAAAAGCUUUUCAGUGCUAUCCAACAGAAAAGUUGAAUUAGGGAAGUGUGAGCAGAGGCACUAAGAGUGAACACAAAUCCAUAUACUCAGGAAGGCAGCACAAGAUGCUCCACGCGGCACAAUCAUGCGCUCUUUAUCAUGGCAUUUCUUAAAAGAGUGAGCAGCAGACCAAAAGGCCGAAAAGGAAUAUUUAAAGCCUAAUUUAAACACAAAUCAGUGUCAAUGACUAAAUCACUACCAUUUAUGAUUGCAGUAAUAAAGUGAUAAGCAUUCAAGUGACUCCCUAUUUUCCCAUAUUAUUUUAAAUAUCAGUUUUCAUUUAUAGUCCAAAUCCUGCCCGGAAAGUCGCCAAAUCUCUGGAUUCCAUUGGUAAAGUAGUUCAGAUUUACCAUGUUCAAGUAAUUUCUUAAAGUAAUUCACGUAUUUCUAUAGUUCACAUGCCCUCCGGGUGAAGUGAUUCACUUACUUCUAAAACAGUAUCCUAUGUGCAGAGAAGGAGUUACUGAUCUGACUCAGAUACCUUCCAAUUCAAGAAAGAAAAAAUUAUACUCUUACUCAUGCCUUGAAAAGCAGAGCUAAUUAAAAACUCCCAGACCACAGAAUUGCCACAGCAAGAAUAUGAUUAUUUUAAUUAGCAACAGCACGUACAUGACAGUGGGUUUUUGUUCAAUUUGUGGGGUACGUUGUCAACAUCCUGCUGCCAACCUUAAGGAAAAUGAAGAGUUUGGAGCACAGGAAGCAGCCAUAUCUUUUCUGUGACAGAUGAAGUCCCACAGUGACUUGGAUUGUACUGACCCUGUGAUCUCAGGUUAUGGAGUGUGAGUACUUUAGCGUGAUUUCAGAUGCACAAAAGCCAGAGUGAUGCAACACAGGUAUAGUGUAAAAUAGUCACACGUGUGUAAACAUGCUUCAGAAAUAUUGUUGCUUAGUAUGAUUUUUGGCAGCCGAGCAAUAGGUACCUUUAAAAUAAGGCCACUUUAUCCUUAUCUCCCCCCCCCUUUUUUUCAUGAAUUGUGAUUUGAAACAAUUGGAAGCAAAUGAGCCAGGCAUUCUAGAAGAUCUUGGUUACAAAUUAAGUUUAUUCUAUCUUAAACAAAACUCAGAUUAAAGUGCAAAACAAACCAGGCAGGUUAAUUUUACUUGAUUUUCUAGUAAGUCGUAUUAAGAGCAAAGGUAGGAGCAGGCACUCCACCUUUAUGACAUCCACAAGUAACUGGGGAAAAUGCUGUCUAUGUGUUGGAAAAGAAGAAAAAGUGAAAUAUAAUUUAUGUGGGAGUGUAUGUUUAGAAGCUUUUCUCCAAGUAAUUUCAAUUGUCCCUAUGAGGUGUUUUUUUGUUUUGUUUUUGUUUUUUAUCAUUUCAUUGUAUGUUGUAAGUGCCUUUUUAUACUAAGGGUGAACUUCUAGACAUUUUCAAGAGCUUGUAAAGUCUAAGUGGCAUUGUAUUUUUAUAACCUCAUUGAGAAAACCAUAAAUGAAAUAUCAUACCAAUUUUUGUUUACUCUUUUUUAUGCUUCAAACAAU
Messenger RNA from Lepus europaeus (European hare), 2968 nucleotides. RefSeq names its product POC1 centriolar protein B (gene POC1B). Gene Ontology annotation, cellular component: ciliary basal body; centriole. The coding region runs from base 49 to 1482 and encodes 477 amino acids. Gene Ontology annotation, molecular function: protein binding. Gene Ontology annotation, biological process: cilium assembly. The transcript has 12 exons. The record is from RefSeq and is a predicted model, not a curated record. NCBI's taxonomy places the organism in Eukaryota, Metazoa, Chordata, Mammalia, Lagomorpha, Leporidae.